Molecule: messenger RNA, 1178 nt
Organism: Drosophila willistoni
Lineage: Eukaryota; Metazoa; Arthropoda; Insecta; Diptera; Drosophilidae
Product: C3 and PZP-like alpha-2-macroglobulin domain-containing protein 8
Exons: 3
Coding region: 73-963 (296 amino acids)
Source: RefSeq, a predicted model, not a curated record
AACACUUUAGUUUGAAUUCGAAUCUCAGCAGGUGAAGAACAUUAAGUAAACAAAUAAAGACACAAAAUCAACAUGACAAUUGAAGUCACCACUCCCGACAAAUUGGAAUACCAAUUCUACCCAGCCAGCGGUGGAGUGUUUGUAUUCAAGGUGCGUUCUCCUAAGGAUGCCCAUUUGGCCCUGAGCUCAACAAACCAGGAGAGCGGUCCCAUCUAUGAAAUAUUCAUUGGUGGUUGGGAAAACACAAAAUCGGUGAUACGCAAGGAUCGCCAGAAGCCAGAUGUUGUAGAAGUGCCUACACCUGGAAUUUUGGAUGCUGGCGAGUUCCGUGGUUUCUGGGUUAGAUGGUAUGACAAUGUUAUCACUGUCGGACGUGAGGGCGAGGCUGCCGCUUUCCUCUCCUACGACGCUGGAGAUCUGUUUCCCGUUAACUUUGUUGGCAUCUGCACAGGCUGGGGAGCCAGUGGCAGCUGGUUGUUGGAUGAGCCCGCUGCUUCAGCUCCGGUUAUGGGAUUCUCCGCCCCCACAGGAAGUGGCCCUGGAUGCUGGGUGGCUGCUGCCAAUGGCGAGGUUCCACCAAAUGCCUUGCAGGGCGGUUUCGACAGCAACGAACAACUGUACAUUGCUAGAGCACGUCACGAAGGCGACUUGAUUCCCGGAAAACUGCAUCCAACCCACGGUGUUACCUAUGUGGCCUGGGGAGGCGGCGAACACGGCCACUCCGAAUACGAAGUACUGUGCGCUGCUGGCGGCCAAUGGAUUCCCGUCGAAGGAGGCGUUAUUCCACCAAAUGCCUUUCCCGCCGGCGAGACAGCCGAAGGUGAGCCGCUCUUCAUUGGCCGUGCCACCCACGACGGCACCAUUACCGUGGGCAAGGUUCAGCCAUCACACAACUGCUGCUAUAUCCCCUAUGGCGGCGAGGAGUUGGCCUACAAUGAGUUCGAGAUCUAUGUUUCCAACUAGAUCUUGACCCCGCACUGAAACUUGCACUGUUAAUGAGCGCUUUACACUCCAAACUUGUCGCACAAAUUAUCUUUAUAUAUGUACACAUUUGCAAUGUAUUUAUUUACAUAUUUAUUUCCCUGCAUUUUAAUUAAUCUCGUUAUUGUUGAAGAAUCUCGAAAUUCGAAAUCUAAAUUGAAUUAAUUACAUAGUAAAUAAAUUUACCCCCUUGCUAA